Parascedosporium putredinis is the source of this 1038-nucleotide messenger RNA. Lineage: Eukaryota; Fungi; Ascomycota; Sordariomycetes; Microascales; Microascaceae. The record is from the annotation of a GenBank genome assembly.
AUGACCUCGCCGACAAGGUUACCUCACGAUCUCGCCAAUGGCCGACACGGCAUCACGAUAGACUGUCUUCCAUCACACGCACACCUGCUCAAUACGCCAGUCCAAUCUACCUUCGAGUGUCAAGCAGACGGGAUAGCCCCCGGAAUGAGCCAGCCUCCCCCGCCUCCGCCCCAUGGCGAGGUACCGAAAUCCUCGGGCUUGCCGCCCGGGAAAUACGAUAUCUUUGUGAUACCACAGCACUCGGCCGGCUCGGGGUUUCUCUAUCUGCCUUCCCUUCAGCCCAACAUCAAUAGCUUUGCUGCAGGGUUUGCUAGCGCCUUAAUAAUGGUGGCCAUGUUUCAGAGUAUGGCCCCUGCCUUCCAAACGUGGUGGAGUGGUUUCCAGGGUAUGGGAAACAUGGGAAUGGCCAUGUUGAUGGUUGCCAUCGGUGUUGGGGCCUGGGCCUUGGGCAGAACGCAACAAGACCAGCCAGCCCCUCCCCGGCCGGAGCCCACCGGCCCUGGCAACAUGGGAGGUGGUAGCUCGUCUGGAGGUUACCACGGCGCAGCGCCGAACCCGGGGCCGCAGCCAAAUCCCGGCCCUCCUCCGCCUCCCCCACCUCAUAGCGAGCCUCCUCCUAAUCCGGGCCCGCCGCCCGGCCCAACUCCCGGCGCUGAACGACCCAAAUCUUCCUGGCAGAGAACCCAGUCGGGACCUCCACCAAAAGCUGGGCCGUCGAAGCCAGACAACUCCAAGGGGUCCUGGGAGAAGGCUCGAGAAGAAACGAGGCGGCGUGAAGAGGAACGAAAAGCCAAGGAAGAAGAACAGAAGCGCAAAGACGACGCUGCCAAAAAGCUUCGAGAGCAGCGUGAAAGGGAGGCCAAGGAACGAGAGCGGCGGGAGAGGGAAGCCCGUGAACGUAGAGAGAGGCUCGAAGCUGAACGGCGGGAGAGAAUGGAGGCUGAAAGACGCGAAAAGGAAUUGCGGGAGAAGCUUGAGCAGGAGCGCCUGGUGAGGAAAAGCUGCAAAGGGAAAAGAAGAACGCGAUCGUAUAGAUAG